Messenger RNA from Selaginella moellendorffii, 896 nucleotides. RefSeq names its product U11/U12 small nuclear ribonucleoprotein 25 kDa protein-like. Gene Ontology annotation, biological process: mRNA splicing, via spliceosome. NCBI's taxonomy places the organism in Eukaryota, Viridiplantae, Streptophyta, Lycopodiopsida, Selaginellales, Selaginellaceae. Gene Ontology annotation, cellular component: U12-type spliceosomal complex. The record is from RefSeq and is a predicted model, not a curated record. The transcript is spliced from 4 exons. The coding region runs from base 355 to 864 and encodes 169 amino acids.
CUUGUCAAACGGUGGGUGCGUGUUGGGAAGAACAGGCAGUCCGGUGGAACCCAUCCCGUAAGACGUGCAGGCCGUAAUGAGAUCUCGCAUUCUUUUUUCUUCGCUCGCCCUUUUACUUGGUACUCUGGCCAUUAUUGUUUUUACAGUGAGCAGGAGCUAAAAAGAUAGAACGGAAGAGGACUCCUGACCUUCCUCCUGCCCGUGGGGUCGACUUCUACAACAAUCUCACACAGGUUUCAUAGGUUCCUCAAUAGUACUGUGGCAGAGAAGGGACAUCGUUCUUCCUAUCCCUUUCACUCGAGCUACAAGCCGGGGGUAUGAGUCCAAAUCUGGGAGUGGAGAUACAGUGAGAGGAUGAAAAUCCGAUUGAGCUUAGGCGGGAGUAGCAAGCGCUUCACUUACCAGUCCAUUUCAUCUUCGUCUCGAAUCGAAGACGAUGAGCCUCUGCUCACUCUCCGCUCCAGCGCUCCUCAGCCGGGAGGACGAAUCCAGGGGGAGAAGGAACAGGACGGCGGUGGGAUAAGGCCAGGAAUGAUCAAGUUGCUAGUUUUGAAGCUGGAUGGAACAUCCUUCGACGUGAAUGUUCCAGUUGCUGCAACAGUCGGGGAGAUGAAAUCAACACUGGAGAGGACCGUGAACGAGCUGGAGGUGAAAGUGCUGGGCUACUGCGACAUUCAGGAACAAGUCUGGAGUAACUUCUGCCUGUGCUACAUGAAUCAGAAGCUGCUGGACGACGAAGCAUCGUUGCGAGCAUUUGGGAUCCACGACGAUGAUCAGGUAGCGUUUCUUCGCCACUCGACUGAUCCUCAAGAGCCACAAUCCACGAAGAGGAGAAGCUCUCUUCGCAAAUCCAAAUUUACUUAGCGAGAAGAAUGGAAUCCAAAACUAUCUCUUUU